This is a messenger RNA of Rhizophagus irregularis DAOM 181602=DAOM 197198, 1418 nucleotides long. NCBI's taxonomy places the organism in Eukaryota, Fungi, Glomeromycota, Glomeromycetes, Glomerales, Glomeraceae. The record is from RefSeq and is a predicted model, not a curated record.
CAAAAGCAACGUCAAACUAGGCACGGAAGAAAUAUCCCACAUUAUUACGAAUCUGAUAAACCCAAGGGGAUAAAGAGAGAAAAUGAAUCUGCUACACUGUAUCCAACACCACCUAUGACAGAGGUCGCUGAAUCCUCUAAGAAUAAAAACGCAAUAUCACAAUAUGUCCGUGAUGACUCUAGUUCUCAUAAAAGCACGCCAUGUCCAACUCGUUCGGUCACACAUACUUUAACGCCUGAUAUGACGCCUAAUAAACCCAUUAUCAAUCGAGUUCAAGAAAACGUGAAUAAUAUCCACGAUGAUGAGGAGCAUGCAUUUACCUUAGAUAGAAAUGAUAUUCCCGAAGAAGAGUUGGAAGACAGCCUUUUACAGGAAAACCCUGGUGCUAUCGUUGAUUGUAAAUUAAUAAUUAAUGGUGUAUGCAUCCGGUCAGCAAUGGAGAAAUGGCGUAAAUCGUCAAAAUACGUUGAAGAAAUACACAAGCAAGAUUUAAUGCGCUACAAUAUUAUCGACACAACUGCUUCAUCUGCAACAGAAGCACGAAAGCUCUUCGAGGAGCAUUGGGAUGAUAUCAUCAGCACUGUAGAAAAAUUUUUAACAUCAAGUCCUAAUGUAACACAAUUAGCUUCUGCUUCUGCCUCCACCUCAGCUUCAUCUGAUCAAGACACAGUACAAGACGGGCAGGCAGAAGAAGUAAAACAAUAUAUAAAAUACAUCUCGACAAAUGUGAAUUCUGCAAAGAAAUUGCGUGAAGCCAUAAAAACGGAGCGUGCAAAGUUGCGGACUGGUGAUAAUAUAAAAUGGAAGAGACGGGCCUUGGGAUUGAUGAAAAUCUUUCGGGAUCAGUUUCCAAAUGGUGCAAACUAUUUCAAAGAAGAUCAGACCGAAUAUGAUUACAUAAUUAGGGGAGAAAAAACUUUGCGAUCUUCUGCCGUUUUGCUCAACCAGUCAUUAAAAGAUGAUGAUCGACGAUGCUCCGGCAAUAAAAUUGACGCAAUCAUAUAAAUGGUGGAACUAGACUUAGAGAUCUCAGUCUUAGAAGUUUCGGGAUCUCCAACAUGUCUUGAUCAUACUCAUUACGUUGGAGAUAGAAAUAAAAUCGCGAAGAUGCUCAAGAUUAUUCUAAACUACAUCAAAAUUAACUAUUCGGGCUGCUAUGAAGACUUUAGGAGGAUAAAAGUAUAUGGUAUUCAAGUAUAUGGUAAGUGCUAUGCACCAGAUGAAUAUUUCUAUUUUAAGUAUAAUCUAAUGUUUUUCUUUUCAUAAAUCCCUAUAGACCAUGACUUUUAUAUUUAUAGCAUGUGUUUGCCCUUUGCUGGAGUUUAUUACUUUAAAUUAGAAAAAAAGUUCUCUUGUCCGACGAUGACGUUUUUGCUCUUCAAGGAGUUGCCAAAGUUCGCCUCAAAUCUAUGGAUGAU